Messenger RNA from Oppiella nova, 362 nucleotides. Lineage: Eukaryota; Metazoa; Arthropoda; Arachnida; Sarcoptiformes; Oppiidae. The record is from the annotation of a GenBank genome assembly.
CAAUGCUAAACCACCUAUGUUGGUUGGCUCUGAUAUGGCUGCACAUAAUGUACACAUUCAUUACGCACCGUAUGUGUGACUCCAGGAUAUCAUUCAGUGAUCUAUUUCUCGAGUUUUAUCGGACACUCACUAACCAAACGGCGACUAAACUCAAUGUUUUCUCAAACUUCAACAUUGCGUACAACAAGAAUAUUCUGUAUAUUCUGUUGUUUUUGUGGAUAAUAUGCGUUAACUUUAUAUCCAAGGCGUUUAGCAGUGUUUUGCGGAAUUCCUACUUUAAGUUCAAACCUACUCUGAUGGCCGACUCGUUAGAAGAUCUCAUGGAUAACAUGGAUAUUAUGAUCGCCGGGAGAGGUGUUGUC